CUCUCAUUAUCUGGUAACACUGACGGCGGCAUAUUUUCGCAUAUGCAGCCGAAUAUUUUGGCAAAAAGGAGAAAACUGCUGAAAAGUGAGGCAACAUAGGGAAGCCAGCGCUUGGAUUGCAGCGCCACAGGACCUAUCACACAGCGUUGGUGGAGCACACAGUGACCGCCGGGAGUCGUUGAGAUUUUAGAGGGACUCGAAGGACAUCGCCGACCAACAUGUACAACGGCAUUGGACUGACCACGCCCCGUGGCUCCGGCACCAAUGGACACGUGCAGCGGAAUUGGGCAUGUGUGCGACCCGGGAAGAAGGACAAGGACUACCGCGCCGAGGACGACACCAAGAAGCUGGACGCCCAGCUGAAUCGGCCGCCCAACAAGGAGAUUCUGGACCACGACCGCAAGCGCAAGAUCGAAGUCAAGUGCCUGGAAUUUGAGGAGAUUCUCGAGAAGCAGGGACGCACUCCGGAGGAAAUCAAAUCGCAGGUGGACUCCUUCCGCCAGAAGUUGAUGGGACAGGGCAAAACAGAUCUGGCCAAGGAUGAAUUCGGACGCGUAGCUGCUCGCGACACCCAUCAAAUAGCCGAGGCUCAACAGCAGAAGAACGCCAAACUGCGCGAGGCGUUCAACAUAUCCGAGUACUUCGUCGAGGGCAGCAGCUUCGACAGCGAUCGCAAGGCGAAGGAGGACCUGGCCAAAAGCGUGGCUCUCCAAAAGGAACUGGACGCCCAGCGCGAGAGCCUGGCAGCGGCGGCAGCUGCCGCAGCAGCUGGCAAGGACAAGGAGACCGGGAAGCGGUAUGCCCUAGUGCGCACUCCUUCCCGUGAACAGGAUCGCGAUGGUGGCGAUGCGGCGGCCAGUGGCGAUGAGCGUGGCGAUCAUGUUUCCAAGACGGACAAGAAGAAGCGCAAGAAGCGCGCCAGAGAGAGUUCGGCCAGUCCUGAGCGCAAGAAGGACAAGAAGAAGAAGUCGAAGAAGCACAAGAAAGAGAGUAAGUCGAAGAAGAAAAAGUCGCGAAAGCGCAAGCACAGCGAAAGUGCCCGGGACAGCGACCGGGAUAGCGAUGACGACGACGACAGCAGCGAGGAGGAUCGACGCGAGUCGAAGACCGCCCGCAAGAAAGCCAAGAAGGACAAGAAAAAACGCGACAAGAAGCUGAAAAAGAAGUCACGCGCACGGGCCAGUUCCUCGGACUCUGAGCGCUCCAACUCUCCAUCGCGGAAAGAGAACAAACCGGACAGGUCCCGUGGCGUAAAGGCUUCCAAGUCCGAUGAGAAGGCUUCGCAGCAGGAAAAUGUCACGCGCAGCCGUUCUCGCGAGCGCAAGGAUACGAAAUCCAGGCCACUCGAAGCCUCCAUAGACAGUCGUCAUCACAAGGCAAGGGAACGGUCAGCGGCUACGCCACCACGCAAGGAGGCGGAAAGGCAUAGAGAGCGCUCUAAGGACAGGCAGCGGUCCAAGGAGAAGCACAGAUCGAGAGACAGACAGCGGUCUAAGGAAAGGCCGCGGUCUAAGGAAAGGCAGCGCUCCAGAGAAAGACAGCGAUCCAAAGAAAGACAACGAUCCAAGGAAAAACAGCGGUCCCGGUCGAAGGACGUACUAAGAUGUAAGGAAAAACCGCAAUCUAAGGAAAGAGAAAGGUCUAGGGAAAGACGGCGAUCAAAGUCCAAGGAUAGACAAAGGUCCAAGGAAAAACACAGGCCCAAGGAAGAAAAACAAUCAGUGGACAAAAGGCGAGAUAGAUCCAGGAAUAGGUCGAAGGAAAAACCGCGCCCCAACGAGCGGCAACGGUCGAAGGAGAGGCAGCGCUCUAAGGAAAGGCAGCGCUCGAAGGAUAGAAAUCGGUCAAGGGAGAGGCAGCGCUCUAAAGAGAGGCAGCGCUCUAAAGAGAGGCAGCUCUCCAAGGAUAGGCAGGGAUUAAAGGAAAGGCAACGUUCUAACGAGAGGAAACGAUCAAAGGAGAGACAGAACUCUAAGGAUAGGCAGCGUUCAAGGGAGAGGCAACCCUCUAAGGAUAGACAGCGCUCAAGGGAGAGGCAGCGCUCCAAGGAGCCACAACAAUCAAAGGACAGGCAACGUUCCAAGGAGAGACAGCGUUCCAGAGAACGUCCAGCCAAGGAACCCCGGCCCACACGAUCGCCAAGAGAUCGUAGUUCCAAGCGCUCUCCUACCAACGCUAGCAGAAAGCGACAAGAUGACACUAAAUUAAGCCGCAAUUCCCGAUUCCAAUCGCCAGCCCAUUCCCCAGAGGCGCCACCUAAGAAGUCGGUACCCGUACCAGCCUUCAAUCCCUUCAAGGCGGCGGAGGACACUGUUAACGAUAUCCUUGGCACGAAGUCGGUGAUGGUGGCCCUGGAACAGACUAAGCGCCAGCGGGCGGCUUCCAGCUCUAGCUCGGAUUCCGACAGCUCCAGUAGUAGCUCGACUUCCUCGCGUACCCCAUCGCCCAAGCCCACCCCCAGGAAACAAAAGAAGAGGAGUAGGACACCAGAACAAAAAGAGGUCAAGAAGGAGGUCAGCCCCAAGGAAGAGGUCCGCAGAAGCGUGAAGCGGGAGCAGUCCAAUUCCCCGCAAAAGUCGAAGUCUAAGAGCAAGGUGGUCGACGCAAGUCCCAAGCCUACGAGGCGUCGUUCUCGCUCAGGUUCCUCCGAGUUGCGGUACUCGCCAGCUGAACGCCAUCCGGAACGCUACCGCGACAUCGUUCAGGACAAAAAGCGACCGUCCAAAGUUAAGGAAGCCCACUCGGCGAAACCUGCUCCAGUGGUCCGCCUGAGGGCACAAAGCGACGACGGCAGCGAUGCCGAAGCAGGAGUAGAUGGUGCCGCCUUGGAGGAAUUCCAGCAGAGCAGGCGCGAGCGCGAGGAACAGCAGGAACUGCGCAUGCUGGAACAACUGAAGUCUGGGAUAGCGGCCAAGGCCAAGCAGAAGAUCAAGAUCAUGGAGAAAGACCCGGCCAAAGAGGGUAGCGAAGUAAGUGGCAGCGACCUGGUGACGGCUACUAAACGUAACUCGCUAAGCGAAUUCCUUGUUGCUAACAACGUGACCGCUUUGAUUAACCCACUGACUACAACCACGCUAACACUAACGACGACGCCCCCGCCGCCUCUGGCGGUGAUUCUGCCGAUGGAUCAGCGCCAGGAGCAGCCUCUGCUGCGGGAUCCGGAUCAAGAGCUGUCCGUGCCUGUGGAGGAUCCGGUUAAGAAAAGGGACGCCGGCACACCGCCCAUUUGCAAGACGCCCCAAGUGGCGGCGAAUGGCGACGCAAAGAGUCCGACAUUGGUUUACAAGAACCACGUGCACCACAACAGGCCGCCUCCACAGCACAUGCAUCACCAGUCGCAGCAGCAACAUCACCAGCAUCCUUCGGGGAAGCGCAUCUUCCACAACCGCACGCUGAACAAUAACCCUAACAGUAGACAUAGUACUAACAACCCUCAUGCAUGUGGUGGUGGUGGGGUCCCUCAUUCAAAUCCCAACAGUAGCAAUAGCGGCGGGAACAGCAACAACCCGGCCAUGCUCCCGUUUCUGGCGGGAACUCCGGGCACCUACAAUCGCACCACAAACCGCCUCAACCACGGUCCCCUGCUAACCGCCACCCACUACAACAUCUGCAAGAACCACCAGCACAGCCUGCAGCAGCAGCAGGCGCACCACCUGGCUCGUGGCUUGGUCUACAACUCGAGUCUCUUCGGCCACGGACCGCGCCAUCCGGGACUACUGUCUCUGGCGGGAGCUGGUGUGGGCGUGGGUGGGCCAGGUGCUCCGCUGUUGGGUCAUCCUUCGCAUGUCCGGGGUGGUGGCGGUCCCAUUAGCUUCAAUGCGGCGGCAGCGGCUGCGGCCGUGGCCGCCAAUAGUAUUAGCUACCAUCAUCAUCACCAUCAGCACCAACAGAAACCGAAAAUCGUUAUAAAACCCUUCAAAAUUCACGAUCCACAGCCCCUAGUCGCAGCGCUCGCGGACAGCUCACUGGUGGACGCCAUCGUCUCCAAGGUAUCCACAGCCACCGUGGCGGCGGCGGAGAGUGCGGCCCGUAGGAGCCGCAGUCGAGAGCGUCGGAGCCGGAGUCGCAGCAAGAGGCGCACCAGCACCAGCCAUCAUCGACAUCACUCCAGCAGCCGGUCGAGAUCGCGCUACAGCUCGUCCAGCAGUCGCAGCGGAUCGCGCAGCUCAAGGUCCCGCUCCGGGUCGCACUCCUCCCGCUCCAGCUGCUCCUCGCACAGCAGCUCGGGCAGCUCCUCCUCCGGCAGCGGCUCCGGAUCAUCGCAGUCCGGCUCUCGAUCGCCCUCCAUCCCAAGGCGUCGCGGCUCGCCCAGCUUCCUAGACAGACGUCGCAUAACGAGCGCUCGCAAGCGACCGAUUCCCUAUCACCACAAGGCGAACGCCGAUGGAGAGGCGGAGGAGGCCUCAAGUUGCUGCUCCAGUUGCUUCAGCCGCGCCAGCAGUCCUGCCACGCCCCUUCUUACGCCUCUGCGCAACAGCCGAAGUCCCUCGAUGGUCGCCUUCUGAGUGUUAACCGCGUCGCUGCGCAGGAUGUGCGGCGAGUCCUGAGGCACGGUUGCCUCUCAAUCAUCACCAUCAUCCUAGUCACCUGCUCUAGUCAGACUCCUAGUCCUAAGAUAGUUGUUAUGCGCAUUUAACUUGUUUUACACCGCAUUCCGUAGCCCUAAGUUAGUCAUCUGCCCUUGAAUUUACUAGCGAAAUUAUAUUGUAGCCCCGAUAUUAUGCCAAUAAUACUCGUUCGUAAGCCUUUGCUCGAUUAUUUGCUA
Molecule: messenger RNA, 4765 nt
Organism: Drosophila teissieri
Lineage: Eukaryota; Metazoa; Arthropoda; Insecta; Diptera; Drosophilidae
Gene: Srrm234
Product: serine/arginine repetitive matrix protein 1
Exons: 10
Coding region: 219-4505 (1428 amino acids)
Source: RefSeq, a predicted model, not a curated record